This is a messenger RNA of Aplosporella prunicola CBS 121167, 761 nucleotides long. RefSeq lists its product as uncharacterized. The coding region runs from base 124 to 588 and encodes 154 amino acids. Lineage: Eukaryota; Fungi; Ascomycota; Dothideomycetes; Botryosphaeriales; Aplosporellaceae. The transcript has a single exon. The record is from RefSeq and is a predicted model, not a curated record.
AGCUACAUACCUAUCUAACACUACACUACCCCUAGCUACGUACUUUACUUACUACAAACAACGACUGUUUUCGUUUCCAUCGUCGACAAUGCCGCUGCUGCUGCCGCUGCUGCUAACUACUAAAUGUCCGCUACACAGGUACGGAAAAGGCGCUGGGCUGCUACUACACCACCACACCAUGCAGCUCCGCUCCGCUACCGCUAUCUUAAGGGGAAGAGUUGGGUAAAGGUAGGCAGGUGCUUCGUGCAGGCAGCCAAACGCAUACAUACAAGAAACAGAGCGCGACAGGAAAGGGGGGAGAGGGGGCUACAUAGGCCGCUUCAGAACAGACGACAAGAUCGACAGACAGUCAGCCAGUCUCUUCAAAAACGGAAGAGAGGCAGGCAGAGGGGUUUAGGAGCAAGGAAAAGAGAGAGAAAGAAAAGAGAUAAUGCUAGAGAAAAGAAACGAAAACGACAGAAGAAGAAAGAUCAAAGAAAGAAGACGGAGGAAAUAUCUCAUCCACAUCCCACAUCCAUCAAACGCCCAAUCACAAACGCCCAAACAACCACCCACGCCACGCCAACCCAACCCUUAGCACCACAGUAACACCUAUCGGCCCAAUCCAAAUCCAACCGAACGCACUAAACCAAAAACCAGAAAACAAAUAAAAAGUAUAAAGAUAAAUAAACACAAAACGCCCAAACCAGCCCCCCACCACCCAUCCCCCAACCCAUCCAUCCAGUCCAGUACCCAAACCCCAAUCCCAACCCAAUCGAAAA